Setaria italica (foxtail millet) is the source of this 552-nucleotide messenger RNA. RefSeq lists its product as uncharacterized. Gene Ontology annotation, molecular function: ubiquitin-protein transferase activity. NCBI's taxonomy places the organism in Eukaryota, Viridiplantae, Streptophyta, Magnoliopsida, Poales, Poaceae. The transcript has 6 exons. Bases 1 to 552 code for a protein of 183 amino acids. The record is from RefSeq and is a predicted model, not a curated record. Gene Ontology annotation, biological process: protein ubiquitination; organelle organization.
AUGGGGUUGGCGGCGCGCAGGGGAAUAUGGGGUGUGGUGGAUCUGCAAUUGGUGGCAGCUAUGCUACUUGACUCCUCAUUUGGACAUCUUCCACUUGUGACUGUCUCUGGGAGAGUUAGAUCAGACACACCACUUACCGGCCAGCAAAGUGGUCUGCAAGCUUCAAUAGUUGAGCAACAUGUAACACAACACUACUUAAAGAAGACACCAAAGAAGGCUGGUGAGGAAUACUUGGUGGUAAAGAAGAUAAAGGAAAAAUGUGGUGAUGAACACUUGAUGAUCAAGGAGGAGGAGAAAGAUGAUGUCGGACAGUUAUCUACCAAACCUUAUACUGUUAUUCUGACACUUGGCAUGGUCUUCAUGGCUUUUAAAGAUAAUUCUGGAAAAAUUACAAUUCAACGUCCAAGAAACGGUGGGCCAUUUCAUGUUUCAAGCUGUAGCAUUGAUCAAAUUAUUUCUGGUCUUGGCUCUGAAGCCAGGUGCUACCAAUUUUGUGCUGUGGCAUUUGCAGCUUCUGGCAUGUUCCUUUUUGGAGGCUAUGCAUUGAACUGA